Molecule: messenger RNA, 993 nt
Organism: Laccaria bicolor S238N-H82
Lineage: Eukaryota; Fungi; Basidiomycota; Agaricomycetes; Agaricales; Hydnangiaceae
Exons: 10
Coding region: 1-993 (330 amino acids)
Biological process (GO): glycerol transmembrane transport; water transport
Cellular component (GO): plasma membrane
Molecular function (GO): glycerol channel activity; water channel activity
Source: RefSeq, a predicted model, not a curated record
AUGUCCGCUACUCCAAUCAUCCACCUGCGCGACGUGAAAAAGCGCACUGGAGUCUUGAACGCAUGGGAGAGGGUACGGAACAAGCCCCAGGUGCACUGGGCGAUGGAGUGUUUCGCUGAAGCUUUGGGCGUCUUUUUCUACGUGUACUUUGGACUCGGAUCUACCGCAGCUUGGGUGAUUGGGAACAUCUUGAAACAGUCUGGGCUCUCCUCUGUCUUCCAGAUCGGUUUUGCCUACGCAUUUGGCAUUUUGUUUGCCAUCGGUGUAUGUGCAGCGACUUCUGGUGGACACUUCAACCCCUGUGUUACCAUCGCAUUCACGAUAUUCAGAGGCUUUCCACCCCUGAAGGCUGUCAGAUAUAUCGUUGCGCAAAUUCUUGGAGCUUACAUUGCGUCCGCCCUUGUAUACAAUCAAUGGAAGGUCCUUAUCGUGGAGUCGGAACUUCUCUUGAAACAAGCUGGCGUCUACGAAACGACGAUGUUCACGCCCAAUGGUCCGGCCGGAAUCUUCGCUCUUUAUCUUCUUCCUGGAGCGCAAACUUUGCCUCGCGCUUUUCUUAAUGAAUUCGUUAAUUGUUUUGUGCUCGCCUUGGUUAUCUGGGCUGCUCUUGACCCUACUAGUUUCAUGAUUCCACCCGUUAUGGCUCCUUUCAUCAUCGCUGCGGCAUACGCUGGCUCUAUCUGGGGUUAUGCGGUACCCGCGAUUUCUUUGAAUUCGGCCCGUGACAUUGGUUGCCGUUUGUUCGCAUUGACCAUCUGGGGAAAGUCAGCUGCGGGAGGAUCCUACUCGGCAAUAACGGCACUUGUGAACAUUCCAGCCACUUUGCUCGCUGCGGUCGUCUAUGAACUGUUCCUCGUGGAUUCUGAUCGAGUCGUAGCUGGCUCACAUCUUGAGUUCAUGAAUGUCGCAGCAAACCACCGAAGGCACCGUCAUCAGGCCGAGGAUGACAAUCAUGGUGAUGCUGAUGACUCAUCGCAAGAGAAACCUGUAUGA